AUGGUAAGGCUCUACAGCUCCCGAGUGCAUGAACGCAAGUCUGAAAACUGCAGCACGAUACCCUACACUCUCCCGGUGGCGAUCAUCAACGAUACCGAGGAUGUCCUCACCGUAAUUGAGAAGACAUGCUGGUACUACGCCAACAGCGGCGCCUGGACCGAAGACGCCGGCCACAAGCUCACCCUCACCCUCGGCGGAAGCGGCACAUCUGGUAUGCUGCGAAUUAGGGCCUCGUCGGGCCACACAUUCAGCGUUGUCGAUUUCUGGUGCGAUGCACAAGUUGAUCUUCACGAUGACGAUACGGCAGUUAAGCUGCACCCGGGGUACUAUAACGGUGGGAGACUAUCGUCCCAGGCAAAUUCCUCUAUUGAGCGGAAGUGUUCAGCGGGGCGAACGGUGAAGGUGCACUUGCAGAGUCUACCGUGUGGAAUCUCGCCUGUUAUUAUUAAUUACUCGUAA
This is a messenger RNA of Aspergillus niger, 459 nucleotides long. RefSeq lists its product as uncharacterized. NCBI's taxonomy places the organism in Eukaryota, Fungi, Ascomycota, Eurotiomycetes, Eurotiales, Aspergillaceae. The record is from RefSeq and is a predicted model, not a curated record. Bases 1 to 459 code for a protein of 152 amino acids. The transcript is spliced from 2 exons.